CUGUCCCCACCCACAGACCUCCGCACUUAGAUCCGGGCUCUGGAGAGGUGUCGGUUCUGUCGCCUUGCGUUGCCUGGUCUGUUUGCACCGUCAGCCCAGCGUAGUUCCAGCCGCUUCCUCGGCAUCAUGACGGACCGCUCCACCUUCGACACCAACGUGGUGACCCUGACCCGCUUCGUGGUCGAGGAGGGGCGGAAAGCGCGCGGCACCGGGGAGCUCACCCAGCUGCUCAACGCCCUCUGCACCGCUAUCAAGGCCAUCUCCACCGCCGUGCGGAAAGCGGGCAUCGCCAACCUUUAUGGGAUUUCUGGCUCCACCAAUGUGACAGGAGACCAAGUGAAGAAGUUGGAUGUCCUUUCCAAUGACAUGGUGAUCAACAUGCUCAAGUCCUCUUUCACAACUUGUAUGAUUGUAUCUGAAGAAAACAAAGAAGCCCUCAUUGUGGAAGCUGACAAACAAGGUAAAUACAUAGUCUGCAUAGAUCCACUUGAUGGCUCAUCUAAUAUUGACUGCCUUGUGUCGAUUGGAACCAUUUUUGCCAUCUACAGAAAGGUUUCCCCUGGUGCUCCUUCUGAGAAAGAUGCUCUGCAGCCUGGACGUAAUCUUGUGGCAGCUGGUUAUGCCCUCUAUGGUAGUGCCACAAUGCUUGUUUUGGCUGUUGACAGUGGUGUCAACUGCUUUAUGCUUGAUCCAGCUAUUGGGGAGUUCAUUUUAGUCAACAAAGAUGUAAAAAUCAAGAAAAAAGGAAAUAUCUACAGUAUCAAUGAAGGAUAUUCCACUUACUUUGACCCUGCUGUGACAGAAUAUCUUAAGAAGAAGAAAUUCCCAGAGGAUGGUAGUUCUCCCUAUGGCAGCAGGUACAUAGGUUCCAUGGUUGCUGAUGUGCAUCGUACUUUGGUGUAUGGAGGAAUCUUUUUAUACCCAGCCAACUCAAAGAGCCCCAAGGGAAAGUUGAGAUUGUUAUAUGAGUGCAACCCCAUGGCAUUCAUCGUAGAAAAGGCUGGAGGACAUGCGACAACCGGAAAGGAAGCAGUCCUGGACAUUAUGCCAGAAAACAUUCACCAGCGUGUGCCUAUUGUCUUGGGAUCUCCAGAUGAUGUACAAGAAUACAUAGAUCUGGUGAAAAAGCAUUCAGCUAAGUGAGGAGGAAAAGAUGACUGCUACCACUUCAACUACAGUUUAAAUGCCUUGGACCAAAGAUCUUAUUUGUGCAAUACUACUGACUAUGAAACAAGGUUUUUUGGGGUACAAAUGAGCCACAUCAUGAAGUUUUAUACGCAUAAAAAUUAAAUGCGAUGCUGUUGCCAUUAAAAGCACAUGUAAAGUCAGUGUUUUGUUUUUUAAUUACUUUUUAUUGAGACUUCUUAAAAGGCAAACAAAAGCAGCAACCAAGAACACAAAAAAACUACAUUGAAAAAGGCAAAAAGGGCUCCUUAUAGCCCUUGAGCCAAAUAUAAUAAUUAAUGAAUUUACCAUUUGUUCUGUAGUUAGAGUUAAUUCUUAAUUAAUAUUAAUAAAAAUCACACCUUUCUCUA
Sphaerodactylus townsendi is the source of this 1535-nucleotide messenger RNA. RefSeq names its product fructose-1,6-bisphosphatase 1-like. Gene Ontology annotation, molecular function: fructose 1,6-bisphosphate 1-phosphatase activity. The transcript is spliced from 7 exons. Bases 127 to 1143 code for a protein of 338 amino acids. Gene Ontology annotation, biological process: sucrose biosynthetic process; fructose 6-phosphate metabolic process; fructose 1,6-bisphosphate metabolic process. Gene Ontology annotation, cellular component: cytosol; cytoplasm. The record is from RefSeq and is a predicted model, not a curated record. Lineage: Eukaryota; Metazoa; Chordata; Lepidosauria; Squamata; Sphaerodactylidae.